AUGCCUUCACUGAUCAAAGAUAGUAUGAAAAACAUAUUUCACAAUGUACAAUUAAAUAAAACUGAUCAUAUGCAGUACAUGAAAAAGCUCACAAAGUUGUAUAAGAGGACUGAUUUAGAUACAUUUUGGGAACAUUUUAUCUGGUGUCUAAAGGUGCCUCUUUCAACAUCACAACAACAUCCAUAUGUUGUAAAUACAUUAGAGUUUUGUGCUAAAUUCUGUAUGAGUUUCUAUCCAUCCUUGGACAAUGAAGUCAUAGAACCAAUCUCUCCAUUUCUUAGCAGAUUAUUUGAGUUUCUUUUAUCAAGUCAUAAUGCUAAGGAUAAAGGAGUAAGAUUUCGCAUAUGCCAUUUUCUAAAUAUGCUUUUAAACUCCAUGGGUGAUAACGCUUUCAUCGACGACAAUUUAUGUGACCAAAUUACAGUCAGUAUGAUGGAUCGAUUGUUGGAUAAAUCACCUAAAGUCAGAGCACAGGCUGUUUUUGCCUUAUACAGAUUACAGGAUCCAUCAGAUGAACAGUGUCCUGUGAUAAAAAUGUAUCUCUUUCAUGUAUCUAGAGAUCCAAGUGCUGAAGUUCGUAAAGCGGUUCUUGCUACUAUGGGUAAAAAUCAGAAAACUUUAGAAGCUGCAUUUAUAAGAACACGAGAUAUUGAUGAUUCUGUUCGUAAAAAAGCAUAUGAAUUUAUCAGUAAAAUCACAGUGCGUUCCUUGACUAUUGGACAAAGAGAACGUUUAUUAAAGGAUGGUCUUAAAGAUAGAUCCGACAGUGUUAGAAUAUGUGUAAAUAAUGUUUUAUUGCCAGCAUGGUUAAGAUAUUUCAAAGGAGAAUAUAUGAGUCUUAUUCAUGCAUUAGAUGCAGGAAUAGGAACAGAGUCUGCAACUUUAGCUUUACAAAUAUUGUUCAAAAAUGCUGAUUUAAACACAUUAUUGACACAAGUGCCAAUAGAUAAGAAUACAAGAUUGAUUCCUUUGACGAGCUUAACAAAUGAAAAUGUUUUAUAUUGGAAGUGUGUAAUACAGCAUCUCCAUCGUCUUUCCUCUAUUGAAGAGUUAGAAUUAAUGAUUCCAGAGUUAUCAGAGUUCUGCAAAUAUAUACGCGAAUUUCUUGCUCUCAUAUCUUCUCAAUCACAUGAGACAUGGGAAACAGAGAGUCAUAAGUUUAUUCUACUACAACUUUUUGAAAUAUCUACAAUGUACGAUCUCUCAGAUGAGGUAGGCAGGAAGAAUCUAAACGAAGUGAUAAUAGACACUUUAAUGAGCGAUCAUUGCUCCACUAAAAUAAUUGAGUGUCUAGUGAUUCAUUUUGCAAAGGUGGUACCAGAUCCCAGCAAUAUGCUGAAUGCUAUUGCUAAUGUUAUUAGCGAGAUUAGGCUACCUUUGAAAGAAAAUAUAGUCACUCAGCAAAUUACUGCAGAACAACAGCAUGAAAACAACAUGCGAAAAGCUAAAUUAACAGUUGACAUAAUAGAACUCGAAGAGGAAUUGUAUCAAGCAAUUAAGGAACAGAAUUUUCUACAAGCUGAUAGCCUUAAAGAAAAGAUUAAUACUUUGAAAGAGAAAAUAAAUUGUUUAUGUAAUACACCCGAAACUAUAAUAACUGAGGAUAAUAUGCGGGAGGAGAAAAAUGAUACUGUAACUAUGGUUAAAUGCCUUGAUAUUUUAUAUGUUGCAAUACAAUCUAUUCGCGUAUUAACACCUACACUCAGAAGUUUGAUGUAUCUUGUUUUAAACAGUCUUGACCAUCCUCAUGAUAGCGUACAUAUAUUAGCGCUAAAGACAUUAUGUGUUUAUUGUAUCUUGGACAAAGAAUUAGCUAAGAAACACAUAAUGAUAUUUUUUUACCAAUUUUCUCUUGAGCAAGAAAAUCAAGAAAUAUGGGUAAUCUCUUUGAGAGCAAUAUUCGAUCUCUUGCUGGUGUAUGGUUUAGAAUAUUUUGAUAUAAUGCAAACUCCAGAAAACAAUUCCGUACGCAAUAGAUCUGAAAAGACUCGCUCACUGUAUACACAUGAGGAUAGUACACAUGAAGACAUUUCUAUAAGUAAGCGGACUGAAAUAGAGGAAGGUCCUUGCAAUUUCAUUAAAAUCUUAACAGGAUUGCUAACCAAUGCGAAUCAAGAUUUACGCACUAUUGCGGCGGAAGGACUCUGCAAAUUAUUGCUCAAUCGACGAAUCAAUAGCAGUAAUCUAGUAUCGCGCCUGAUAAUUAUGUGCUAUAAUCCAGUCAACGUUGAUGACAUUUAUCUUCGUCAAUGCUUGAGCGCUUUUUUUGACUGUUUUGUAGGGCGUGUAUCUGAUGCGCAAGAAAUGCUCGAAAACGCAUACUUUCUAACUCUGCAGGUUCUUUGUAACGCACCGGACAUUAGCCCUCUACGGGAGAUUAAUGCAUAUCACGUAUCUAGGUUUAUACUGGGUUUAACAAGACGAGGCUGCCAGAAGAGUAGUGGGCAAACGUUUUAUACACAUAAUAAUCUUGCCUUUGCUAUUUUGGCUGAGAUUUUAAAUCCAAAAAGCAAAAUAGAUCAAGAAAUUCUUAUUAAAUCUUUGACAGAUUUAUGCAUUCAACUUGAGGAUGAUGAUCUAUCAAAACAAAAUCUGCAAAAAGCUAUCAAGAAUGUUACGAAAAUGGUGAUGAAUUAUGAUAAACGAUUGCUUAAAUAUAUUCAACAAUUUAAACAAAAAUUAGAGAUGUCUUCCGAAGAAACAGAGAUUAAUAUAGAAGAUGAUAGUGACAGCGAAUCGUAA
This is a messenger RNA of Atta colombica, 2742 nucleotides long. RefSeq names its product condensin complex subunit 3 (gene Cap-G). The record is from RefSeq and is a predicted model, not a curated record. The transcript has 7 exons. Gene Ontology annotation, cellular component: condensin complex; cytoplasm; condensed chromosome. Gene Ontology annotation, biological process: mitotic chromosome condensation. NCBI's taxonomy places the organism in Eukaryota, Metazoa, Arthropoda, Insecta, Hymenoptera, Formicidae. The coding region runs from base 1 to 2742 and encodes 913 amino acids.